Molecule: messenger RNA, 2352 nt
Organism: Phaeoacremonium minimum UCRPA7
Lineage: Eukaryota; Fungi; Ascomycota; Sordariomycetes; Togniniales; Togniniaceae
Product: putative opt oligopeptide transporter protein
Exons: 7
Coding region: 1-2352 (783 amino acids)
Biological process (GO): transmembrane transport
Molecular function (GO): oligopeptide transmembrane transporter activity
Source: RefSeq, a predicted model, not a curated record
AUGUCUGCCGCUGCCGCUCACGGCGAUUCAAUCAUCGUCGGCGCGCUCAACCCUGUCGAGGGCAAGGUCGUUCCGGUUCCCACACAUCCGGCCAUCAACGAGAAGGUCCGCCUCCCUGCGGAGGACGCAGCGAAUAAAGACGGAGCUGGAGACAGCGAAAUCAAGCCUGCCACACCAUCUAACGAAGGAGACCAUGAUGGAGACCACGAGAAGGAUGACGGCAGUGAGGAUGUUAUCAUUAUCACAGGUGCCGAUGCCGCAGAGCAUUUACUGCCGCUCCGCGACGAUUUUGAGCCCGCUUUGACAUUUCGAAGUCUCUUCCUUGCGACCGUCCUUUCUGCUUUCCAGGCCGUGAUGAGUCAAAUUUACUACUUCAAACCCACCCAGGUUGUCAUUUCCGGAACUUUCAUCGUUCUUAUCGCGUACUUCCUCGGUAAGGCAUGGGCCGCUGCACUCCCCCGCGGUGACAAGUUUGAGGCUCGAUGGAGGCAGAAGAACGGCGACGGCAAACUCCCGGGUUAUAUCUCUGUCAUUCGAUUUAUCAAUCCUGGUCCGUGGAACUUGAAGGAACACGCAAUCUGCGCCAUCACAGCCACCUCUGCCUCCAACGCUUCCGCCAGUGUAACUGUUUUCGCGGCACAAGAUCUCUUCUACGACCUGCCUUUGAGCGCAACUACCGUCAUUCUUAGUGUCAUUUCCAUUGGUCUUUUUGGCUAUGGCAUCUGCGGUAUCAUGCGUCCUAUUGCCGUCUGGCACGUCGACGCAGUCUACUGGAGUACUCUUCCCACAGUGAAGACUCUGCAAGGUCUUCAUUGGCAGGACUUGAAGCACUCUAAGCCUCUGCGAUACUUCUGGUAUGCGUUUGGCACGAUGUUCAUUUAUGAGUUCUUCCCGGCCUACAUCUGGCCUUGGCUCAACUCCGUCUCGGUGCCUUGCCUAGCUGCAAUGCACGCGACCGGUGACAAGGCAGCUGUGCUCACAAACCUGUUUGGUGGUGCGACCAACAACGAGGGCCUGGGGCUUUUCAGUGUCUCUUUCGACUGGCAGUACAUCACCUCCUUCAACACAUCCCUUCCCCUAAAGCUCCAAGCUCAUGCAGCUUUCGGAUAUUUCAUUUGCUUUAUUGCUAUGGUCGGCAUCUACUAUACCAAUGGCUGGAAGGCAAAGUCACAGCCCUUCAUGUCGACUCGUCUUCGGUCAGAGGAUGGCUCAGCAUACCCCGUGUCUGAAGUGUUCACGGGUGGUAUACUCAACAAGGAGGCCUUUGCCACCUAUGGUGUUCCCCGGCUCACUGGGACUUUUGCGUAUGCCAUGUUUAUGGCUAACGCAGCCAUCGGAGCCCUCGUUGCUCACUGUUUCUUGUUCUGGGGGGGAGAUGUUGUAAGGGCGUACAAGAGCGCCAGAAGCGGCCGAUACGACGAUCGCCACCACGCCCACAUGGCCAAGCACUACAAGGAGACGCCGUGGUGGUGGUAUGUUGCCAUCCUUGUAUUCAGCUUUGUUCUUGGUCUCGUUGUCGUCAUUAAGGAGAACAUUACUCUCCCGGCUUGGGCGUACGUUGUCUCGCUGCUGCUAGGAAUUUUCAUCGCACCAUUGAGCACGAUUCUUUAUUCUCGUUAUGGUAACGGUAUCGCCACCAACAACUUGUCCAAGAUGUUGGCGGGUCUGAUGCUUCCGGAACGCCCUGUUGGCAACAUGUACUUUGCUGCUUGGUCACACAACGUUAUUUCCAACGCCGUUACCCUCUCCAAUGAUUUAAAGAUGGGCGAAUACCUCAAAAUUCCCCCUCGUGCCAUGUUCCUCACCCAAGUUUACGGCACUAUUCUUGGAGGUUUUGUGAACUACGCUGUCAUGAUUUCCGUUGUCAGUGGCAAUAGAGAGCUUCUGCGGGAUAGCAAUGGCAACUCGAGCUGGAGUGGAGCCGCCAUCCAGUCAUAUAAUACCAACGCCACCUCAUGGGCUCUGGCCAAGUACCUUUACAAGGCUGGCACUGAGUACGAGAUGGUUCCCAUUGGUCUGGGCAUCGGAUUUGGCAUUGUUGCAGUCCAUCGUGUCUUUGUUUACUUCGUCCCGAAGAUCCGGGGAUUCUCUACAGACGAAAUCAACAUGCCCCAAUUUAUACACCAGGUCAUUACUGGGUUCUUCACUCAGUUCUACCUUCGAAACUACCGCCCCCGGAUCUUCAAGGACUACUCGUACCUUGUGACUGGCGCAUGGGAUGGAGCCAGUCUCACGGCUCUAUUCAUUCUGUCUUUCGCUGUCUUCGGUGCAGGUGGUAAAUCCAGACCAUUCCCUACGUGGUGGGGGAACAACGCCGACGGUUACUACGAUCUCUGCCCGACGGGCGAGUAA